AAAGGGAAGUCUUCAGUUUCAUCGAGUCACCAUCUGGAAAAGACCCGGGCCCGGACAAGACCAGCGAACCUGCUACAGUACAGUCUUCAGUUCCAGAGAAGCCAGUCUGUCAUAUCUGCACUGCGACUGUCUCUGUCGACAUGAAAGUCACACUGGCAGCGGUGGCCCUGUGCUUGAUGGUGGGGGUGGCCCUGGCCCUGCCCACCCCUGUGGCCCUACCUGACCCUGAUCCUCAUCAUCAUCACCGGUUUUAUGGUGGCUACGGGGGUUAUGGAGGCUAUGGCGGUUAUGGAGGCUAUGGUGGUUAUGGAGGCUAUGGAGGCUAUGGCGGUUUUGGAGGCUACGGCAGUUAUGGUAGCUUUGGAGGAUUUGGAUUUCAGCCCUUUGGUUUCUUUGGUUAAUGUAGAUAUCGUCCAGUGAACCAACAUAUUGACUCAUGGCGACCUAUAACAUACUGACUCGUGGCAACCUAUAACAUACUGACUCAUGGCAACCUAUAACGUAACUGACUCAUGGCGACCUAUAACAUACUGACUCAUGGCAACCUAUAACAUACUGACUCAUGGCAACCUAUAACAUACUGACUCAUGGCGACCUAUAACAUACUGACUCAUGGCAACCUAUAACAUACUGACUCAUGGCAACCUAUAACAUACUGACUCAUGGCAA
Molecule: messenger RNA, 669 nt
Organism: Cherax quadricarinatus
Lineage: Eukaryota; Metazoa; Arthropoda; Malacostraca; Decapoda; Parastacidae
Product: neuropeptide-like protein 31
Source: RefSeq, a predicted model, not a curated record